Molecule: messenger RNA, 1005 nt
Organism: Coniophora puteana RWD-64-598 SS2
Lineage: Eukaryota; Fungi; Basidiomycota; Agaricomycetes; Boletales; Coniophoraceae
Exons: 2
Coding region: 55-804 (249 amino acids)
Biological process (GO): GPI anchor biosynthetic process
Cellular component (GO): endoplasmic reticulum membrane
Source: RefSeq, a predicted model, not a curated record
CGCGCCCCUGUACAUUCACACUCACCACCUUCCGCCACCGCUAACCAAGCAAAAAUGGGAGGAAAACAAAGCAAGGUCUACUCUGACUCGUCCAAGAUCCUCUCUGUCGCCCUCGAUCCCACCUCGGGGUUCCACACCACCCUCUCGACCCGGCUACUCCUGAACCAAACCGCCUACGCUGACGCGUGCGCCCUUCACGUCCUCCACAAGUUUCCACCAAACGUCAUUGUCGACUCCAACGAGCUGAAGGACCGCGGGUUUGUGUUCGAGCUGCAGGGCCCCGCCGACCUUGAGCUGCCCGUUGUGGCCGUGGAACAGACGGACGUGUGGUUGCUACUCAACCUCAACGCAAGCUCGACGUUCAAGGAGAUCAAGGAGGUUGGUGAGGAUGACGGUGGAGGGGCACGGGAGAUCACCGUGAACGUCCCUCUGCACAUGCGGUACAGCGAACCCACCAUGGGCGGUCCCUCGCACGAACAAGUCCCCAUCGAACCUCCGCGCGCAUUCUGGGCAUGCCCUGCCGAUCCAUCUCUAUCCCAUCUCCCCGAAUCCCUACCUGACGUCCCCGCCGAGCUACACACCGCCUUCGCACUCGCAUCACCGCGGUUCAACCUCAUCCCUCCCGCCGACGGCGUCGAGCUGCGGCCGAUGACCAUGCGCGUGCCAGCUGGCGACCUCACGCACCUCCCCCUCGUGCAGAUCGGCACAGCGGCCGUCGUGUUUCUGGCUGCGGGCUGGCUCACAAGGCGCAUAUACGUGGCCUCGCAGGCACUUCGCGCCGCGCACGAGAAAAAGGAGGAGUAGAGCGCUGGGUGUCCUUGUGCUCUGCUCAUUCGAAUCGUGUUUUGCAUCUGAUCUCUGCGACGGAUAUACCCCAUACUCAUGUGCUUGAUGAUUUACUUUGUUGAUAUGUCUAUGCCAAGCGAACAUUAGAUCGUGUUGGCUUUAUGUUUACCAACUCUUUUUUACGAUGGACAAUCGUUGUCAUACUAAGCCAUUUACAAU